This is a messenger RNA of Scylla paramamosain (green mud crab), 7093 nucleotides long. RefSeq names its product solute carrier family 2, facilitated glucose transporter member 1-like. Gene Ontology annotation, molecular function: hexose transmembrane transporter activity. The record is from RefSeq and is a predicted model, not a curated record. Gene Ontology annotation, cellular component: membrane. Gene Ontology annotation, biological process: monosaccharide transmembrane transport. Lineage: Eukaryota; Metazoa; Arthropoda; Malacostraca; Decapoda; Portunidae.
GAGCGAAUGAGAAAAAAAAAAAAAUCGCUUACCAUAUUUUUUCAUAAUUCCGACGAUGGCGGCGCCGUGACAGCGACACUUGCACCUGAAAGAGGGUGGCCGGCCAUCCCGGCGGUGCCUGCGGUGUGAGGCAGGAGGCGGCACCUGUGGCUGAUGAAUGACUCGUGAAAAACACGACGAAACAUCGCACGGAGAGUGCCGGCGUGAGCGGGGGAGUACCUGCCUCCGCGCAUGGCGGCUCGGCGGCGGCGGGAUCAAUAAAGGCUCUACUUAACCCCACGAGGCAGCCCGCGUUCCGGAGUGUGUUCCUCGCCGCCCUAGUGGUCACCCUCGCGCUGCCGCCUCCACGCCGCCUCCUCUGUAGGUCUCGUGCUCGUGACUCGCGCCUCUAGGUGACCCCAACCCAGCCGUCGGUCCACCAGCACCGCCCCGCCGCCGCCCGCCCCCGGCUCAGCCACUGCCUAUCUGAGGCCCCGCCGCCCGCCGCCACAGCCAUGACUGACGAGGGACCGGCCGCACCCGACCCAAAGACUUCCCCCAAGACUUCCCCGACGCAGGAGAAGCCGGCCAGCGGAGACACCAACGCCAAGCCGGCGGCCACCGAAGCCCCCGCCGCGACCAAGGACAACAAGCAGGAGCAGCAAGAUCAGCAAAAAGAGCAACCAAAACAAGAAAAGGAGGAAAAGCAACAUGAAAAAGAGCAACAACCAUCACAAGAAAAGGAACAAGUGCAGCCUCUGAAAGAGACUGAACAACCCAAACAGCAGCAGGAGCAGAAGCAGCAGGAGCAGAAGCCGCUUCCACAGCAGGAGAAGGAAGCUGAGGCUGCCAAGGCUGCAGACACACCAGCACCAGGUGGAGAGGAGUCCAAAUUCCAGGGUCUCAAUGCCCGCCUCGCCUUCGCCAUCUCCGCGGCAGCCUUCGGGUCGGCCUUCCAGCAUGGCUACAACCUUGGCGUUAUCAACAACCCGCAAACUCUCAUGGAGGAGUGGAUCAACAGCACCUACUAUGACCGCUACGAUGAGCCCAUGACGGAGCAGAAGAUCACCUUCAUCUUCUCCAUCAUCGUGUCCAUCUACUGCGUGGGCGGCAUGAUUGGUGGCGCCCUCACCGGACUCUUCGCUGAGAGGUUAGGCCGUAAGGGCGGACUGCUCAUCAACAACGCCUUCGCCAUCGUCGCCGCCGUGCUCUUCGGGUUCUGCAAGAUGGCUGGCUCCUACGAGAUGCUGAUCGCCGGCCGCUUCGUCAUCGGCAUCAACAACGGCCUCAACGCUGGUCUGUGCCCAAUGUACCUGUCUGAGAUCGCUCCCGUCAGCCUCCGCGGCGCCAUCGGUACCGCCUACCAGCUGGUGCUCACCAUCUCCAUCCUGAUUUCUCAGAUCAUGGGCCUGGAGAACUUGCUUGGCACAGAGACUCUGUGGCCCAUCGCCCUGGCCCUCACUGGUAUCCCGGCCAUCUUCCAGCUGCUCGCCCUGCCUGUCUGCCCCGAGUCACCCAAGUUCCUGCUCAUCACCAAGGACAAGCCAAUGGACGCCCAACGAGCUCUGACUUGGCUUCGCAACACCAACGACGUGCAGACAGAAAUGGGUGAGAUGCGUAACGAAGCCGAGGCCUCCAAGCUGGUCCCGUCCGUGUCCCUGCGUGAGAUCACCAUGAACCCCACCCUGCGCAUCCCGCUCGUCAUCUCCGUCAUGAUGAUGGUGGCCCAGCAGCUCUCCGGCAUCAACGCUGUCAUCUUCUUCUCCACCGAGAUCUACAAGUCCGCCGGCCUGACCACUGACGCCGCCCUGCAGGCCACCAUUGCCAUGGGCGCCAUGAAUGUGCUCAUGACCUUCGCCUCCUUGGUUAUGGUGGAGAAGUUCGGCCGCAAGACCCUCAUGCUGGUUGGUCUGGGCGGCAUGCUGGUGGACGUGUUCCUGCUCUUCAUCUGCCUGCUGUACAAGGACUCCCACGUGACUGUCGGCUACCUCUCCAUCUUCCUGGUCAUCUUCUUCGUGGUCAUGUUCGCAACUGGUCCAGGCUCCAUCCCCUGGUUCUUCGUGACGGAGCUCUUCGCCCAGAACGCCCGCCCCACCGCCUCCUCCAUCGCCGUGGCCGUCAACUGGACCGCUGCCUUCAUCGUCGGCAUCGGGUUCCUGCCACUCAAAGAGCUGAUGGGACCCUUCGUGUUCAUCAUAUUCGUGGUGCUGCUCAUCCUGUUCAUCAUCUUCACGUGGUUCAAGGUUCCGGAGACCAAAGGACGCUCCAUUGACGAGAUCACCUCCAUCUUCAAGCAGACAGCAUACGGCGACAGCAGUCUGAGAGCCCCACACGACCCUCAGUUGAUUCCCUCCCCCUUGAAGAAAGCUGUGUUGUUGGUUCAUUUACUCACCGCUGCUGUUGGUCUACAUAGUGUUGCGGGCUACAUAGGUGUUUCUGGGUGCCGGCGCGUGUAAUGUUGCAGUGGGUGGCCGUGUAGCGCCUCUAGCCGCCCAUACACCGCACUGCACCGCCGCGCCUCGCCAGUUUAUCACGCUGAUGUGUAAAAAACGUAAAGCAAAAGCUGAUUUAAUUGUGUGUGUAUCUUUUGGCACUUUGAUAUGGUCAGUCUGAGCAACGCAGCGUGUUUGAGAAAGAGAUGAGACCUUUCUUUUUAAGUGUCUUUAUUAUUAUUAUUAUUAUUAUUAUUGUUAUUAUUAUUAUUAUUAUUAUCUGUCACGUACAAUUUAAUUGAAAACGACGAUAACUUUCUUUUCUAUCUUUUUUUAUUACUAUAAUUUCGUCACGCAUAGUUGAAAUGAAAAGAUGCGACCUUUCUUUUCUAUCUCUUCUAGUUUCCGUCAAGUACGGUUAAGAUUACAAAUUCACAAAACAAAAAGGCUAAAAAAAAAAAAAAUGGAGGCUGGGUCUAAGGGUAUCGGUUCGCCCCGCCGCCUCCGUCAUUAUGAGAGAUUCUCCUCCUUCUGACGCGGGAAAUUCCUCCGUGAACCGCUACCGUGAUAGGGAACAGUCGUAGAUUUAAUGAUUUGAGAUUCGUACACUAUUCUUCCCCAAUAUGUUCUCUCCAUCACGACCGCCUCUUUACUGUGUCUUGUUCCUUCACAUUUCCCCAAGACCGCCUCCGUUGCUGCCUGCCAUUGUGAGCAGCGCAACUCGUCUCCUUGUUUGCUAAAUGUCGUGCCUGUGGUGUUGGUACUGAGCGCAGGCAGAGUGACUGACGCUCGACUUCCGCGGGUCUACGGUUUGCGGGAGUUAGUUUACCAAGUUACCAAAAGAGGAAGAGAAGUCAAAGUGAAGCAGGAGUGAGACAGGAUUUGUUGACGCGUUGCCGUUCUGAGUUGAUGAGAUGAAGGCGAGUAAGGUGAUGUUGCUUCCACGCUCAGAAUUAAGAAGCUAUUCGGGCUGUUUUGGGCACUUUUCUUUACGUGUGCGUUGCCAAAGAGAGGGAGAGAAGCGAGAAUGAAGCGAGACCCAGACGCAUUGCCGUGCUCCGAGUUGGUGGGGUGGAGAGACAGACAGAGAUGCGGUUUGGCCACGUGUGUGUGUACGUAUGCGUGUACGGUAAAAUUUGUGGGGCGAUGAGACCCCGAUGUUUUGUAUUAAUCUCAGAGACACAAACGUAAUGAUUAGCCAUGACCAAAAACUUCUGACAAUAUCUUGAUGUAGAAAGAAGAAAAGUCACUCUGUCUAGAUUUCAUAUUACGGAUACUUCCUUCCUUCCUUCCUUCCUUCCUUCCUUGCUUGCUUCCUUCCUUCUUUUUCUUCACUUAACCAUCCCUUCAUUCCUUAGUGUUUCUGUUCCUUGCCUGCUUCCCAUCCCCUUAUCUUUCUUUCUUCCAUCCCUCCACUCUUCCAUCUGUCAUCCCUUUCUUCCUUCCUUCUAUCUAUCGUCUCCUCUUAAAAGCGGGAGGAAGAGAGCUGUGUGGAGUGUAUCGUGUCGUGUCGUAGGGUUAGUCUUGUUGCUGGUUCAGAUAUUUACAAUAAUCAUAUCAUGUGAUCGGUGUCUCUUUAAGUGUUGGUCUCGAAAUGGUGUCAGAGAGAUUUAUGGAGGUCAGUCAGUCGUCGUGGCAGCAUUGUGCAGUCGUGGCGCUGUGACAGGUGUGGCAAUGAAGCUGUCAUGCAGGUGGCAGGGGUAGGAGACCGCCACGGAAAGCAAGGUUAGAGAGUAAAUAAGAAUAAGCAAGUAACCUUCAUCUCUAGUACAGACAAUUUGCGUUUUCUCAUCUCAGUUCACGUCAUGAUGUGUUGUUCCUCAGUUUUUCUGUAUUAGUUCCGGCUCGCGAGUGUUCCCGGGAUGUGUCAGGCCUUAUUUAUAUUUGAGGAUACAUUCCCGGCGCCUCGCGGGUCGUGAUGCGAGGAAGAGACGAGGAGAAAAGAAGCAAUUGGUUGGCCCGUAUUCCCAAACGUUUCGGCGUCUUAUCUCGACUUGCUGCAGGCUCUGGUGGGAGUUACUAGGAUUUUCAAGUGCAGUUUUCAUAAUACUAGCGAUAGUUUAACAAGGAUUAUGCAUCGCCAGUGGGAAAUAAGAUCAAUGAGAACCCGAAGAAUGAUUUCUGUGACCUUUGAAAAGUCUUAGCGAGAGAACCAAGCGCUUCAGAAUACGAGCCUUCCAGUAAAGCCAGACGACAUGAGAUGAGGAGAGAACGCGUGAGAGUUAGUCAUUGUUUCCUCCACCCUUGUCUGAAGGGAAGACCAGCCAGCCCACCCUUACCCUUGCACUGAACACGGGAGCACAUAAGUCAGCCAUUGUAUAAAGACCAAAGGAGAAAAAUCAAAUAUGGUUUUUAUAUGUAUACAGAAGCGAUUCGAUAAUUAUUUUUAUAUGUCUCACCGCUCCUCAGUACGCGUCCUCGUCCAUUGCACUGAAGAUAUUAUAGGAAAGUUUUAUUUUCUACGUAGCCGCGGUAGGACGUCCUCAGUGUGUCAAUGGACCAAGGAGGCAAUGGAUACUGAUCGAGUGUAGCAGAAGCCUCCACGCCAAAAAGCACUCCAACAUAUACUUGAAAUACUCUUAGACUUGUAACGAAAGGCUCUGCCCGAUGCUUGAGGCUUAGAAUGUACAGUCCAGGACACAAGUCUUGCACCGUGGCACACUCACUUCCAUAGAGCUUAGCGUCUUUCUCGCGCCCCUGAUUCCUCUGGUGAGCUUGGCAUGUAUCAGUAGUCAGGUUUUUGGUUAUAUAACACUGUCAGCAUAUCUGUUAGCAUACCAGAGAGCUUCAGACUGAGAAAGGAUACUAAACAUAAUGGGAGUGAAGGUGACGGGCUAAAGGACUUGUGGCGGUGACUGUACACCUGUAACUCUUUCCAUAGACUCGUGUGACUGACUUAACUUGUGUCGCGUUUCAUCAGUUCCUUGGAUCUCAACAACUCAAGUUUUAAUGGUAUUGGUUCGCCUAACCGUAUCACUUCAUGAGUUUAUAAGAUGUGUUUAUCAGGUGAAAUUGUGCACUUUUAUAAUUGUUUUUAAUCUUUGCCAAAUUGAGAAGAUGAAUAUUUUUUUUAGUGAAUUGAGUGUAAGGGAAGGAAGAGAUGAGAGUGGAGUGCGGUGUCAAGCUUCCACUGUGCUAAGGUGACAGGAACCUCUGUACUCUGUAUGGUCUUGUGAACGUAACGCAGUUGUGUACACGCCUACUUCCUGCGUGUGUGUGUGUGUGUGUGUGUGUGUGUGUGUGUGUGCGUGCAUGCUGUAGGUCACUCUUGUAGGUCAGGUCGUCUUGUGAUGCCAAAUGGGGUCGAAUGUUCCGCAAAGGUGUCUUUUUUUAUUUUUCUUCUUUUUUUCUUUUUUUUUUUUUUCUUUUUUUUAUGCCAUCGUUUGCAGGCGGGUUUAAGUGGCCUUGAGGCUUUGUUCUUCAGUUUAGUUUAGCUAGAUAUUCAUUCCUAUCUCUCUCUAGUCAAGUGUAUUUACCAGUGAGGAUGUGCCCCGCCCCUCGUCUCCGCGUCACUGCACCGCGACGUGAGACUCACAGUGACUGGUUCACUACCACUACUACCGUGUUUGUCAUUGCCAUCAUGUGAACUUCAGUGUUGUCAUUACUUAAGUAAAAAUUAUCUGUGUUGCCUAAAAAAAAAAAAUCACUUUAUGAAGUAAUUUGUAAUGUGGUGGACUUAUUGAUCUAUCGUAUGUAUUUUGUUUUUCUCCUGUGGGAAGAUGUUUUAUAUGAUACACUGUAAAAGUUACCUUUAUGAAGUAUUGUACUUGAUGCAUGAGAGAACUGCCGGGACAGAAAGGGCUGCGUGUGUGGCUCAACCUGCCUGCCCGCCAGGCAGCGCUGCGUGGCCCGCAGAGCGACACCCCCACGCCAUGGCCUCCACACACUCGAAUACUAUAUAAAUGUAUAAUGUAUUGGGCGUGUGUUGGCCAUGCUGGUGGGUCCAGCCUCCGUGCUGAGAUUACGAUGAGAAAAGUGUGUGUGUGUGUGUGUGUGUGUGUGUGUGUGUGUAUGUGAGUGUGUCUGUGUGCGGCGAUGAGUGGGAGUGGAUUGCAGCAUGUCUGCAGCCGCUGCCCCGCCUCCGCCAGCACACCGCCGCCGCAGCGGGCGCCCCACACCGCCACGCCCUCGCUGUGCCCGGUCUGGUAUAGAGUUAUUGGUUUUCUUUAUCGGUUAGUGUUUAAAUUACGUUAAGACACGUCAGCAGUUAUGUUUAUGUGGCAUUGUUUGUACAUAAGACAGAUUGUAUCAUGUUCAUAGUAUUUUUAUUAAAGUUAACACAUUAUUUUUCUGUUGAGGUAUCAGAAGUGUAGUGUCGUGGGGGGCGUGGCGCCACCCUGGUCGCGCCCCCCGCUAAGUCUGGCUGUGUUCACAUAUACACUAUUUUCAUUGCUGUGUAUGUAGUCACUUGUUUUGUAUAAGCAGAAGACACAGUAAAUGCAUUAUGCCAAGGCAAAGAUGAUGUAUACUGUAGUGUUUCACCAUGACCAUUACUUCAUCCUUUCAUUAACUAUCAUUCACGUUAGUUUUAUGGCUUUUUUUUUUUUUUAAUGGGCAAAGUUUGAGGUAUUUUAGUUUAGUUUAUAAAGAUGUAGUAUAUAACUAUACAUAUAUAUUUCUAGCUGUCGCCCAUCAACAUCUUUUAUGUAAAGUGAUUGGAAGUAAAAUAAAGUUAAAUGUUA